AUGGAAGGCGUUGCUCCGGAGUAUGACUUCAUUGUGCUGGGCACAGGCUUGACGGAGUGUGUGCUUUCGGGUGUCCUGAGUGUCAAAGGAUACAAGGUCCUUCACAUCGACCGCAAUCCUUACUAUGGCGGAGAAUCUGCAUCUGUGAACAUUGAAACUCUGUUCAAAAAGUACGGCAAUGUCCCCGCUGGGGAGGAGCCGUGGAAGAAAUACGGCAGGACCCAUGACUGGAACAUCGACCUCGUGCCUAAGCUGUUGAUGUCCAACGGUGACCUUUCGAGUAUUCUCGCCUCGACCAACGUCCAUGAGUAUGUCAAGUUCACGUCGAUCGCUGGCAGCUACGUCCACAAGGGAAAUGAUGUGAACAAGGUCCCCUCGAGUGCCGCCGAGGCCCUGCGCUCCCCGCUGCUUGGAUUGUUCGAGAAGAGAAGAGCAAAGAAGUUCCUAGAGUGGGUUGGGGAGUUCAAAGCCGAUGAAGUGUCGACUCAUGCUGGUCUGGAUUUGCAUAAGAGCACAAUGAAGGAUGUCUAUGACAAAUUUGGACUCGAGGAAGGUACUCGUGAUUUCAUUGGUCACGCAAUGGCGCUGUAUCAGUCAGAUGACUAUCUCGAUGUCCCGAAACUGCCAGGUGAAACCGACGAAUCGGACUCACUAAAGGCCAGACGGUUCCAGAGCAUCCUGGAGACAAUCGACCGUAUCCGCCUGUACGUCAACUCUAUGGGAAAGUAUGGCGGCUCGCCAUACAUCUACCCCUUGUACGGUCUUGGAGAGCUCCCGCAGGGAUUUGCCCGUCUUUCUGCUAUCUACGGUGGUACCUACAUGCUGAACACCAGCAUUGACGAGAUCCUUUACGAUGCCGAUGGUAAGGUUUCGGGCAUCAAGGCGACCAUGCGGGAACCUGGCGAUGGCAGUGUGGUCAUGAACUUUGAGACCAAGACGAAGAAGAUCAUUGCCGACCCAUCAUAUUUCCCCGAAAAGGUCGAACCUUACGACCACUUGCUAAAGGCAAUCUGUAUCCUGAAGCACCCGAUCCCCAAGACGGACUCGAGCGAUUCGCUGCAGUUGAUUAUCCCGCAGUCUCAAGUCAACCAGAAGAAAGAUACCUACAUUGCUAUGGUGUCUUCGACGCACUGCGUCUGCCCCAAGGGCUACUACAUUGCCAUUGUUUCUAAGAUCCUUGAGGACCAGGACAACUGGCACGCAGAACUCAACCAUGGAUUCAAGCUCCUUGGUGACAUUGAGGAGAGAUUCAUGGGUCCUCCUGCUCCUCUUUACAGGCCAAAGGCGAACCUGCCCAACGACAACAUCUUCAUCUCGAAGAGCUACGAUGCUACAACUCAUUUCGAGACGACUACAGAGAACAUUAGAGAGAUUUACAAGCAGGCGGUUGGCGAAGAAUUGGUCGUCGAUAACCUCAAGAAGAUCUCGGCUGAGGAAUAG
Molecule: messenger RNA, 1440 nt
Organism: Paecilomyces variotii
Lineage: Eukaryota; Fungi; Ascomycota; Eurotiomycetes; Eurotiales; Thermoascaceae
Product: secretory pathway gdp dissociation inhibitor
Exons: 8
Coding region: 1-1440 (479 amino acids)
Biological process (GO): vesicle-mediated transport; small GTPase-mediated signal transduction; protein transport
Cellular component (GO): cytoplasm
Molecular function (GO): Rab GDP-dissociation inhibitor activity
Source: RefSeq, a predicted model, not a curated record